Cyphellophora europaea CBS 101466 is the source of this 1026-nucleotide messenger RNA. RefSeq lists its product as uncharacterized. Gene Ontology annotation, biological process: transcription by RNA polymerase I. Bases 1 to 1026 code for a protein of 341 amino acids. Lineage: Eukaryota; Fungi; Ascomycota; Eurotiomycetes; Chaetothyriales; Cyphellophoraceae. The transcript has a single exon. The record is from RefSeq and is a predicted model, not a curated record.
AUGGUCCGAGCCACGUCACAUCCUUCGCAGCUCAGCGAAGAGUUCAUCAACGACUCAAGUGACGAGGCAGAUGAGGUUAUGAGUGGCGUAGACCAGCCUGCAGCAAUCAGCCGACCGACCACGAAUGGCAGCAAAGUUGUUCACGACGUAGCCUCAGAAGCCGGGAGCUCGGAAUCCGAAUCAGCUGAUAGUCAAGACGAGUCGCGUAACGACGAUAGCGCGGCAACCGACACAGAGAUUUCAAGGAACAAGAAGAGAUCAAGCGAUCAGGUAACGCUCCGCAACGCUCCGCCUGCAAAGAGAACCAAGAAAAGGUAUGCUCAAUCCCCCCGACAAGGAUCGCAUCCUGACAAGCCCAGCAACUUUCGAAUACCUGCCAAGCCCUACCGAGCACCCAAGGGCUUUGAGCCACUACAGGCGGAAGCGUCUGACCUGGACUUCGAACCGCUCGACAAUCUUGACGACAAACAAGUCUGGCAUAUUACCGCCCCAGCUUCGUUAGAUCUUACGCAGAUCAAGCAGCUCGAUGUUGCUGCUGCCUUGCGUGGUGAACCAAUCCUCGACUCAGGUGGUAUCAGCUAUAGCAUGCAGCCCUCCUCGGAGCAAGCUGAAGUGCUACUGUUACCAAGAGGCGAGUCAGUUGUCUAUCAACAGAAAACCAAAAUAUCGCGUGCCUUUCAAUUGCGGUAUGCGACUGGUAUUGACGCUGCAGAACCACCUACGUCCAAGGCCGGCCCACCUCCUCCAACCAACUAUCACUUUACAGCCCAAGAACCCGGCACCGCGAAACCUGUCCGGAAGCAGCCAGAGAAUCUCAAUUACCGGUACUUACCUUUCGGAGUUAAACAAAUCUCUAGGGAUGUGAACAACAGCGUUGAUCUGGCAGAAUCCAUCUUGAUUCGAGCAGCGUCAUCAAAGAGUGGAGGAGAUCUGGUUGGCAAUGUGGAAAAUGGUGGGGCCGAGAAGAAGAAGAAGAAGGAAAAGAGGGGAAAGUUGUCAAAGGCCACAGGUGAGCCCGCGAUAUAA